GUCACGCCCCCGACCAGCAACAGGCGCCCGGCCGCCAGAGCGCGAGAGGAAGAGCGCUGGGAACUGCAACAAGAGACGCCGAAAACCCGCUUCCACGCGAACUAGUCUAGUCUUCCGAACAUCUGAAUGCUUGUGCGGUGAUUAAAACACUUAAAGGUACUCGUGAUCCGGUGUUCGCGAACAAAAGCUCUCGCGGAAGGAAAGUUUGGGAAGGCCUCUGACGUCACGCCUCUCGGGACUCUCGUCUAAUAGCGUUACAGACAACAACAACAACAACAACAACAACAGCGUUAUUAACUCGAUUAAAAGCGUCAACAGAAGAGUCUCGGUGGGACGACAUCGACCCUCAGCGAAGAUGAUGCCGAUGUUCCUGACUGUGUACCUCAGUAACAAUGACCAGCAUUUCACAGAGGUGCCCAUCACGCCCGAGACCGCGUGCCGUGACGUGGUGGAGCUGUGUAAGGAGCCGGGCGACGCCAGCCACCUGGCUGAAGUCUGGAGAGGCUCAGAGCGAGCGAUAGGCGAGAGCGAGAAGAUGAUGGGUCUGCUGCUGCAGUGGGGACAGGAGAGGCCCGAGGUUCGGUUCUUUCUGCGUCAGGGCAGAUCGCCCAACCUGCUGACAGACUCCAGGAGCUGGAAUCAGAAGAGGAACGGAGUCAAGAAGCCCACAGACAGACGGCCGGAGAAUGGAGUGAGCAACCCGUGGAUGGACAUGACUCUCGCAGAGCUGCAGGAGAUGGCUUCCAGACAGCAGCAUCAGAUUGACACCCAGCAGCAGCUCCUGGCCUCCAAGGAGCAGCGCUUGUGUUUCCUGAAGCAGCAGGAGCACAGGCAUCUGCAGACGUCCUCGCAGCAGAAGAAACUGCAGCAUCUGAGGGACGCGGUGGAGAAACAGGAGGCACAGCUGAAGAUGGUGCGAGCUCUGAAGGGACAGGUGGAGCAGAAGCGCCUCAGCAAUGGGAAACUCGUUGAGCAUGUGGAACAGAUGAACAAUAUACUCCUUCAGAAGCAGAAAGAGUUGGUAGUCGCCGUGUCUAAAGUGGAAGAACUGAACAAACAGCUGGACACCCUGAAAAACGGCCAGCUGGAUGCGCUUCACAGUAACCACAGCUCAGUGGCCGAGCUGGACAGACUCUACAGGGAACUACAGAUGAGGAAAAACUUGAACCUGGAGCAGAGCGCUAAACUGCAGCAGCAGAGAGACAACCUGAACAAGAGGAACCAGGAGGUGGACACCAUGGACAGACGAGUCGGUGAGCUGCGAGAUCGCUUGUGGAAGAAGAAAGCAGCCCUUCAGCAGAAAGAGAACCUCCCUGUGAACUUGCCUUCAGAUGGCCAGACAGCGCAGCAGACAGGACCGGCCCGUGUGGCUGCUGUCGGUCCUUAUAUCCAGUCCUCUACGAUGCCCAGGGGCCCCUUUAAACACACUUACCCAGAAGGCACAGCGACUGUACCACACCAGGACAAGACCACUCACCCGGACUCAGGCAAGGUGUCCUCAAAGAAGUUUAACUGGAGUUCAGCCGCUACAAAGACAGGCGGUAAUCUUGGGUCGUCCAGUCUGCCACGCAUGGUGACCCAGGCAUCUAAAAACCAAGAUAACACAGAGGUGCUGAAGCGGGACCCCAGGGUGCGCCCAGUCUCCAUGUUUGAGUCCAUUGAUCCACCGGCAACUUCUUUACGGAAGAACCAGAGCAGCGAGGACCUUGCAUCUCCUUACACUCAGAGCGCUGUCAAGAACACAGUCAAGGUUCCUCCUCCAGUUCCGACUAAACCGAAACAGGCCAACCUUCCCUCUGGUGGCCAGAUGGGAUACGGCAAGGGUGCCCUCAGCGCCGGUACCUUCCCUGGGAAGAGUAAACCUUCCACUCAGCAGCUGCCCACUGGAUCCCAGUCUGGUAGUACUUUACCUCUUCCCUCCAAACAGGAGGCUCCCCCAGCUGCCACUGUACACCCCUUCAGCCUCGAGCCUCCUGGGGCCAAAGACUCUGGUGGGCAGGUCCUGCACAAGCCCCAAAUGCUGACCACCAGCUCCAUCUACUCCAUGUACACACAGCCGCAGGGAGCGCUGAGCCGAGCCCAGAACCGUGGCAGCAACUUCAUCAGCGUUUAUGGGAAACCAGUGACCCCCGCAGGCCAGCAGUCUCAAAACCAGCACCCUGAGAACCCGUACUUGGACUCGUCCAGUGGCCCAGAAACCGAGAAGGACCACAGCGCUGGAGGAUCUGAGGGCGAGCGGGUCCCCAGACCUCUCAGUCCCACCAAACUGCUGCCCUUCAUCUCCAACCCCUACCGCUGUCAGAGCGACGCCGACUUAGAGGCUCUCAGGAAGAAACUCUACAACGCACCAAGACCCCUGAAGAAACGCAGCUCCAUCACGGAGCCCGAGGGCCCGUGCGGCCCCAACAUCCAGAAGCUCUUGUACCAGAAGACGACUCUGGCCGCUAUGGAGACCGCAGUGAGUCCUCCUGGAGAAGAGAAGGAGACGACGCCCGCAGAUCCUCACAGAUCUGAUGAAGCUUCACUUGAGGAAGCAGAGCAGCCUGUUCCUGAGCCUGCGGUGUCCUCAGCCACCCCAGACACUGACCGAGAGGACAUCCCUCCUUCACCACCUCCACACCCGGCCCCACAGCCCCACGCUUCGUUUUUACCUCCACCGCCCCAGCCGGACAGCCCUCCACCUCCACCUCCUGACAGCUUCACGGAGGACUUUCCUCCGUAUCCUCCUCCUCCUUAUCCCAGCGGCGCUGAGCAGGAGAAUCCAGAAGACACGUUCAACAUGAAGCCACCAGAGGUCACCGGCCAGGUUCCCUUCCCACCGGGUAAGAGGACGAACCUGCGUAAGGACGGAUCCGAGCGCAUCGACCACAGCAUGAGAGUGCACUUCAAUCCUCUGGCUCUGUUACUGGACUCAUCGCUGGAGGGAGAGUUUGAUCUGGUGCAGAGGGUCAUUUACGAGGUUGAGGAUCCCAGUCAGCCUAACGAUGAGGGAAUCACGGCGCUGCAUAACGCAGUGUGUGCCGGCCACACAGAGAUCGUUAAAUUCCUGGUGCAGUUUGGAGUCAAUGUUAACGCCGCUGACAGUGACGGAUGGACGCCCCUGCACUGCGCCGCGUCCUGUAAUAACGUGCAGGUGUGUAAGUUCCUGGUGGAGUCUGGGGCGGCCGUGUUUGCCAUGACCUACAGCGACAUGCAGACAGCAGCAGACAAGUGUGAGGAGAUGGAGGAGGGAUACGCUCAGUGCUCUCAGUUCCUCUACGGCGUCCAGGAGAAGAUGGGCAUCAUGAACCGAGGGGUGGUGUACGGCCUGUGGGACUACGAGAGCACGCAGGACGACGAGCCGGCCUUCAGAGAGGGCGACUGCAUGACGGUGCUGCGGCGGGAGGACGAGGACGAGACCGAGUGGUGGUGGGUGCACCUGGCCAGCCGAGAGGGAUACGUCCCCCGAAACCUGCUGGGGUUGUAUCCAAGAAUUAAACCUCGUCAGCGGAGUCUGGCUUAAGUGCUUCAGUGAGGACAACAAAGACCAUCAACUUUAAUAAAGCCAUCAAUCCAUCAACACUAGUUAACUUCCUCAUGCUGGGUGUAGGACCAUCUACUUGUUUGUCCCAUUUGUAUUGUUGUUGUUUUUUUUUUGGUGUUGCUGUUGAUGUUACAGUAAUGGCCACUUUUUUUUGUCUUUUUUAUUUUUUUCACAAAACAAUUGAAUAGAAAUUAGCUGUUUAGAAUGUACUUUAUAUUUGUAUAUCAAGAAUUUUUCCACUGAGAAAAAAAAUUUAAUAGUGGCCUGUGUUUUGCAUAGUGUUGGAGAUCUUCUGAAUCGUGGGUAACAUUUUUCUCAUGCACAAUGCUUAACGAAUUAAAUGAGCUAGUUGUACAGUGCUAGUAAAGUGGAGUCAGAACAGUGAAUUUCUGGCCCAGUAGUGAAUAUUCAGAUAGUGAGUUACAGUAUGUGUCCGGCACUGAUCUCUCACUUCAUCCCGUGAUGCUCUGAUCCGCCGGAGAUCUUCAGCUGCGAGCCGCAGUGCUGCAAACUGAGAUGAGCACAAGAUGGUUAUAUUCAUAUUGACAGACACGGCAUACAUGAUACAUUAUCUUCCUCUGUUCAGCAAAUAUAACCUGCAUUUUUACAUCUUCAUCCUCAUGAGUUAUUGGACAAAUCAGCUGGAGGUUUAACAUGAUCAAAAAAAAUAAUUAAACACUGUGAACUGAGUUCUCAUGAA
This is a messenger RNA of Sinocyclocheilus grahami, 4223 nucleotides long. It is a transcript of the gene tp53bp2a, whose product is annotated as tumor protein p53 binding protein, 2a. NCBI's taxonomy places the organism in Eukaryota, Metazoa, Chordata, Actinopteri, Cypriniformes, Cyprinidae. The record is from RefSeq and is a predicted model, not a curated record. The coding region runs from base 356 to 3502 and encodes 1048 amino acids. Gene Ontology annotation, cellular component: nucleus. The transcript is spliced from 17 exons. Gene Ontology annotation, molecular function: p53 binding. Gene Ontology annotation, biological process: regulation of apoptotic process.